AUCUUAUCUCUCGUGAUUGGGUAGCGUUUUGCGUCCUUGUUUCAUUGAAAUAUUAACGUUUGUUAUUAAGAUGCUGUUCAAUUGAGUGAGACUUAAAUUAUUGACAACUAAUAUGGCAGGAAGGACUGCAGGCAAGAAAGUUGGAAGGCGUAAUGCCCUGCUGGAUGCGAUGAACUCCAUGAGAGAAGAAUGUGCGGAAGACGCCGAGGAAGUCAAGUUUCAAAGGAUCGCAGAUAAAUUCCACAGCCUCAAGGACGUUUCCGACGCCAUAAAAAACGUCGGCGUAAAGGAAUGCGGCCUGAUAUUUGGUAUCGACUACACGUUGAGCAACCUUACGCAGGGAAAGAAGACGUAUAGUGGCCUGUCCCUCCACGACGUCCAGCCGUCUAGGUCUAAUCCUUACCAGGAGGUAAUCUGUAUUCUCGGAGAAACUCUGGAACCUUUUGAUGAUGACGGGAUCAUCCCGGCGUAUGGCUUUGGGGACAGGACAGUUAAAGACAAGGGCGUAUUUCCGCUCAAAAAGAACGGUGACUGUGACGGUUUUAUGGAAGUCUUAAAGGUAUACACAGAAGUGACACCCACAAUAAAACUAAAAGGUCCGACCAGCUUUGCCCCAAUCAUACGAAAGGCUGUGGAUAUCGUCAAGGAAAAACGAAAGUACCACAUUUUGGUGAUUGUCGCAGACGGCCAGGUGACAAACGAAAAGGAGACCAUCGAGGCAAUCGUUCAGGCGUCCGAGUUCCCACUGUCCAUCGUCGUCAUUGGUGUAGGGGACGGACCGUGGGACAUGAUGAAAGACUUUGAUGACAACCUCCCGGCGCGAAAGUUUGACAAUUUCCAGUUUGUGGGGUUUACCAAAGCGAAGCAAGGCGUGCGGAACCCCGAUGUGGCCGUGGCGCUAGCCGCCCUCAUGGAAAUCCCCGACCAGUACAUGUACAUUAAGAAGCUGCAUUUAAUGGAAAACCUAUUGUAAAAUCAUAACCUGUGAAUAUUUUUGGAAAAUAUGUCAAGACCAUGUCUCCUGAAGAAAGAUUUAUAUUUUAAGUCCCAUUAUGUUCAGAGAUGUAAACGUUUUUGUAUGUGUAUCCGAAAGACUUCUCUCAAUCUAUUUGACAUUUUAAUCCCCAGAAUGAUAAACAAAUUUGAUUGCAAUUACAAAAUGCAACAUAACCGAAGGUUAACCUAAAUUUAGCGCGCACAACUUCAUUGCGAAAUUCGCAUAUCACCUGACUUCCUACAAACCACGCGUUUUUGAUAAAAAAACGUUGCUACCGCGGGAGAGAUUGCUUCAUCGCGGAAAAUCGUUGGCUAACGCGGAAUAUAUUACCGCGGUAGCCAACGCGUACCACGUAUCGCCGCGAAUCGAAGAUUAUAGAUGUGAAUUGAACCUUGCUCGCAGAAAGUAUUUCACUCGAUUGUGAGGGUAAACAAUCUCAUCCUCGAAACUUGAUGAUUAUAUUGCUGGAAUAUUGAGUGUUUCUUUAAGUUUUUUGAUAAGUUAAUUGACUCGAGUUAUUAUUUAUAUAUAAUUCCCAAUACCACAAGUUCAACGAAUACAAUCGAAAUUUAGAUUUUUACGAAAAUGCUGACAAUAGCGCCUGAAUACUUUCACAGCUGCAUUUUAGCAUUAAUUUCAGGGGUCAAACUACAUUUUGAGUACGAACCAAGAUUUGUGAAUAACGGUUCGAGUUUGUAUCUGUUUAGUAAAACUGACUAGAAUCAUAUGUGAAAAAAUGAAAAAGCCUUCAGACAAUUGACAGCUAUCAUAAUUAACGUUAGUUAACAGUUUUAAAAGCCGCGUAUCGCUGUGACCGCGUAACGCUGUGGAAAUUAUAGUUAUGAACGCGGUGGACAUUAUGCUUCAAUCGCAACGUGUUGUUAAAAUUAGAUUAAAAUGAUAACAUCCGCGGCAAAGAAAAUCGCGGCGAUGGGCGAAGUAUACAAAAAGCGCUUGGUUGGUAGUGUACCUAAAAUUCUAUGAUGCCAUAUAUUCUUCAGAUUUGCACUUUUUAACUCAGAAUCUCUAGUUUUAAAUAAAAAAAUACACAAACUAA
Mya arenaria is the source of this 2054-nucleotide messenger RNA. RefSeq lists its product as uncharacterized. Bases 113 to 973 code for a protein of 286 amino acids. NCBI's taxonomy places the organism in Eukaryota, Metazoa, Mollusca, Bivalvia, Myida, Myidae. The record is from RefSeq and is a predicted model, not a curated record. The transcript is spliced from 7 exons.